Molecule: messenger RNA, 870 nt
Organism: Clonostachys rhizophaga
Lineage: Eukaryota; Fungi; Ascomycota; Sordariomycetes; Hypocreales; Bionectriaceae
Source: the annotation of a GenBank genome assembly
AUGUACUUUAGAGAACCAAAGCCAAAGCCCCGCCGGAACAUCAUCAAAAUGGAUCCGGACUGUGCUAUCUGCGGAGCGCCUGCCGAGAUGGCUUGUGAAUGCGAAGCAAAGGGCCUCGAUGUUGCCAUGAAGCAGGCAGAAGACAAGGUCAUGAAGGAUAUGUACUUUCAAAUACGACAAUGGGUUAGAAGCCAUGCGCAAGAUCAUAUCCUAGAUUACUUCCGUAUGCUAUCUGAUCAAAGGAAGACCCAGCACUCAGAGCACCUGGAUCAACUGACCAACCAUGCUUAUCACUAUUACAAUGCGCCCCCUCACCCUCAGCAUCUUGCUGAUGCCCAGCGCACCCUGAAAGAAGGCAUCGAUGAGGACUGGAAGGCUAGCGUGGAGCUCUACCCUGAGGUCCUUGAGUAUUUCUUCAAUCUGGUAGAGCUGAGCUUACCCUCGAAUGACGAUCCUGUUGUAUCAGACCCCCCCUUCAAGGCGAGCCCUCAGAGGAAGCCCCCUCAACGCCGAGUCGGUCCCCCACCAGGUACGGGCGGCGGCGCACCAGGAGGUCCUGUUGGAGGUAGGGGAGGCAGAGGAGGAGGCGGAGGUGGGGGAGGACCUGGGAGUGCGUUUUAUGAAAACAGCCAAGCUGUAACUCCAAUGCACUACGGCAUGAAUGGUGCUAUGAAUGGCGCUAUGAAUGGCAUGGGCGCCAUGAACGGCAUGAAUGGCCGGAUGGGUGCUAUGAACGGAAUGGGCGCCAUGGGCGGUAUGGGUGGCAUGAAUGGCCUGGACGCCAGCCACCUCCCAUCGCGGACCCCUCCUCCCCCUGGUGUUGGCCGACACGAUCGUCAUACCCCCGGACCUGGAAACAGACGCUCUACU